Thunnus maccoyii (southern bluefin tuna) is the source of this 2780-nucleotide messenger RNA. RefSeq names its product upstream binding transcription factor, like (gene ubtfl). The record is from RefSeq and is a predicted model, not a curated record. NCBI's taxonomy places the organism in Eukaryota, Metazoa, Chordata, Actinopteri, Scombriformes, Scombridae. Bases 243 to 2360 code for a protein of 705 amino acids. The transcript has 20 exons.
CUCAUGUUUUCCCCCGGAGUUCCUCCCCCUGCGGCGCUGGGCGGAGUUUCAUACCGGACUAGACGCUCCUUUUGUCGGAUCCGUUUCGACCUGACUCCCCGGGGUUUACGGCCGAAAAAAACACACUUUGAAAGUCCCGAAAUAAUCCAAACGAGCACGGUGGUGUGCAGUAAUAACCCGGGUUUCUGCCUGAAUCAAAAGGAGGAGGAGGAGGAGGCGGAGUCAUCUCCGUCAGUCGCUGCAUGAUGAACGGCAGCAGCAGCGUCUCUGUGGCUCAAAGCGCCAGAAUCAAACGAGAACCAGAUGAGUGGAGUAAAGAGGACUGUCUGACUCUGCUGGAGAGGAUUCGCGGUUUGCUGCCGGAUGGAGACGGAAUGAAAUAUAAAACCACGGAGUCGCACUUCGACUGGGAGAAAGUUUGUUUCGGCAGCUUCAGCGGAGAAAUGUGUCGCCUGAAAUGGCAGAAAGUCUCGUCAGAGGUUCGGAAGUACAGAACGAUGACGGAGCUCAUCGUGGACGCCAUCGAGUUCGUGAAGAAUCCGUAUAAAGGCAAGAAGCUGAAGACUCACCCAGAUUUCCCCAAGAAGCCUUUGACUCCGUACUUCCGCUUCUUCAUGGAGAAACGAGCCAAAUACGCCAAAAUCCACCCGGAGAUGAGCAACCUGGACCUGACCAAGAUCCUGUCCAAGAAGUACAAAGAGCUGCCAGACAAGAAGAAGCAAAAGUACAUCACAGAGUUCCAGCGAGAGAAAGAAGAGUUUGAGAAGAACAUGGCUCGAUUCAAGGAGGAUCAUCCAGAACUCAUCGAGGAGAGAAAGAAGUCCGACCUGCCGGAGAAACCCAAAACUCCUCAACAGCUGUGGUACAACCACGAGAAGAAGACCUACAUGAAGCUCCACCCAGAGGUGAGUCAGAAGGAGCUGAAGGAGGCUCUGAGGAGACAGUGGUCCCAACUGUCCGACAAGAGGCGCCUCAAGUGGAUCAGCAAGGCCCUGGAGCUGCAGAAGGACUACGAGGACAGUAUGAGAGCGUAUCAUGAAGCUCAUCCCGACGUGAACUCAGAUGAUCACGUCCGCUCCGUCCUCACCAAGGCAGAGAGACAGCUGAAGGACAAGUUCGAUGGAAGGCCCACAAAACCACCACCCAAUGGCUACUCUCUGUACUGUGCGGAGCUGAUGGUGAACAUGAAGGAUGUCCCCAGCACCGAGCGGAUGGUGCUCUGCAGUAAACAGUGGAAAAUGAUGACACAGAAGGAGAAGGACAUGUUUCAGAAACGGUGCGAGCAGAAAAAGAAGCAGUACGACAUCGACCUGCAGAGGUUUCUAGAGAGUCUGCCGGAGGAGGAACGAGACCGCGUCAUGACCGAGGAGAAACUGGGCGGGUCCAAGCUGGGCGUGGCCACCAGCCCGCACAGAGCCAAGUCUCCUUCUGUUAAGGAGCGCAGUCGGGAGGCUGAGCCAGAGACGUGGGUGUCCGCCGGAGCGCCAAAGGAGAGACGAGACGGGAAGAAGGCGGCGAAGCUUCCGGAGACGCCGAAAACCGCAGAAGAGAUGUGGCAGCACAGCGUGAUCGGAGACUAUCUGGCGAAAUACAGAAGCGACCGCAGGAAGGCUCAGCAGGCGAUGGAAGCGGCCUGGAAGUCCAUGGAGAAGAAGGAGAAGAUUCCUUGGAUCAAGAAGGCAGCGGAGGACCAGAAACGUUACGAGAGGGAGCUGUUGGAGAUGAGGGCGCCGCCGGCAGCUCAGAGUCAGAGGAAACCCAAGUUUGACGGAGAACCAAAGAAACCUCCAGUGAGCGGGUAUCAGAUGUUCUCCCAGGAGCUGCUGACCAACGGCGAGCUGAACCACUUCAGCCUGAAAGAGCGGAUGGUGGAGAUCGGCAAGCGGUGGCACAAACUGACCCAGAGUCAGAAGGACAAGUACAAGAAGCUGGUGGAGGAGCAGCAGGUGGAGUACAAGGCCGAGCUGGAGGCCUGGGUCAAGUCUCUGUCUCCUCAGGAUCGAGCCAUCUACAAGGAGUUUUCCACCACGAAACGUCGCAGCACCACUAAAGCUCGCAGCAGCCCAGGAGCCAAAGUCCGAGUGACGGCGAAGAGCAAGGCGGGAGGCUCAAGAGCCGCAACGCCGGGGGUCGCAGUGAGCAAGAGGGCGAUGGCGUACCGAGCCAAGCAGGACAUGUCCGACUCAGACGAGGAGGAGGAGAAGAGCGACUCGUCCGACUCUGAUGAAGACGAUGAGACGUCAGGAAGCAGCGACAGCGACGACGACGAUGACGACGAGAACGAUGAUGAAGACGAUGAAGAUGAAGAUGACGAAGACCAGUCGUCCUCAGAAGAAUCCAGUGACUCGGACUCGGACUAGCUCCGCCCCCUCCCCCUCAUUGGAGAGGACAGGCUGUGCAGGCCACGCCUCCUCACAUGCCAAUCAAUCCCGGCGGACCAAUGAGAAGCGGUGAUGUCACACUGCUGGGACGCUGGCCCCGCCCACCUCCCCUCUGAAGGGGGGCGGAGCCUGACGGAGCGUUUUGUUACCCGUGUGUUUGUUUUUGUUUUUUAUGGAGUGUUUGUUGGUUUUUAUCAGACGGACGUUUCAGAAGGGCGGAGACGGCGAGAUGUUUUCUUUUUCCUGAGUGGGGGCGGGGUUUGUACAGAGUAUGACAGGCAGGGGAGGGGCGGGGCCUAUUGGUUGUCUUUAGUCACAGCUGAGGGAGGAGUCAGUGUUCAGCCUCCAAUCAGCUGCCUGCCUGAGAAAAUUAUUAAAAAAUAAAUGCACUUUUUCUCA